AUGGGGCUUUUCUCAAGGGCAUUCAAGAGUAAGGAUGCAGGCGCGUCUGCUUCAAAGACAAAAAAAAAGUCAGUGCAGACAAAUGGUGCGGUGCCCGCGCCCCCACCAAAGCCAUUGUGGGACGAUGCCUGGACGAGGAAGAUUGUCGAGCCGGAGGAGGUCCAGGAAUUGCUUCGAGCGUGUACUCUAGAAAUGAAAUCGAGGGCACUUGACAUACCUUUCUUCCUCUUACCAUUUCGACCGGCCUCCGAUCCAAGUGCGGCGCGCACGUUCAUACGGAAUUACUUUAAUUUCGAGAGAAGCUCGCUCACGGGCGAAGCGUUGGAGCAAGAAUUGGUUCUGACGGAGCCGAUGGUGAGCAAGUAUUGGCAGCAGAAGUGA
Molecule: messenger RNA, 381 nt
Organism: Bacidia gigantensis
Lineage: Eukaryota; Fungi; Ascomycota; Lecanoromycetes; Lecanorales; Ramalinaceae
Exons: 2
Coding region: 1-381 (126 amino acids)
Source: RefSeq, a predicted model, not a curated record